Molecule: messenger RNA, 1527 nt
Organism: Vigna unguiculata (cowpea)
Lineage: Eukaryota; Viridiplantae; Streptophyta; Magnoliopsida; Fabales; Fabaceae
Source: RefSeq, a predicted model, not a curated record
AUGAAAGCUAUUAAAACUUGGCAGUUGCGAAAAAUUGUAGAUAACCACACAUGCAGUAGGGAAUUCAACCUAUGUGUACUUAGUUCAAAGUGGUUGAGUAAGAAAUUGGAAAAAACAGUUAAGGAAAAUCCAAGAGUGAAAGGAAUUGAAAUCCGGGAAAAAAUCAGUAGAAAAUGGAAUGUUGGUAUCUCAAGGUGUAUGGCUUAUAGGGCCAAAGCCAUUGUAGCACAAAAUGUUGAAGGGUUCUUUAAAGAACAAUACAAAAGGAUAUAUGAUUACGCGCAUGAGCUUCUAGCAAGAAAUCCAAGAUCAACAGUGAAAGUUAAUGUUGAGGAGAAUGAAGGGGAGCCAAUAUUCAAGAGGUUUUACGCAUGUUUGAAAGCAUGCAAAGACAGUUUCAUUUCAUGCAGACCUAUAAUUGGAUUGGAUGAGGCUUUCUUGAAAAGGAAAUACAGAGGAGAGUUGUUAACAGUCAUUGGUCGAGAUGCUAAUGACCAAAUGUUGCCCAUUGCAUAUGUAGUAGUGGAGGUUGAGAAUAAGGAUUCCUGGUCCUGGUUUUUAGAGCUGCUUAUUGAGGACCUUGGUGGAUCUGUAGUGUGUACAUCUUAUAUAUUUAUAUCUGAUAAGCAAAAGGGGCUGCUACUAGCCAUACAAGAACUUCUGCCUGGAGUUGAUCAACGUUUCUGUGUAAGGCACUUGUAUGCUAAUUUUAGAAAGAAAUUUCCAGCCAAAGGUCUGAGACGUCUUAUGUGGAGAGCAGCUGCAGCCACACACCCACAAGCAUGGGAAAGGGAGAUGAGGAAUAUAAAAGAUGUGAAUGAAGAUGCAUUUAAGCAUCUGAUUGCAAUCCCACCCAGAUAUUGGUCUAUAUCAAGAUUUACCACAAAGGCUCAAUCUGAUACCUUGGUUAACAAUAUGUUCGAGGCCUUCAAUAGUGUAUUGUUGCAUACAAGGACUAAGCCUGUGAUAAGCAUCUGGUCAGCAGAGAAAUUAUUUAAAGUUAGGCACGUCUCACAGUUAGAGGAAAGGUUUGUUGUCAAUAUAGACGAACAAUCGUGCACAUGCAGGAAAUGGAGUAUAAGUGGUAUUCCCUGCUUCCAUUCACUGUCUGCAAUGAAGUUUCUAAACCUCAAUGGAGAAGACUUCAUCCCAGCAGUCUUUAGGAAGUCCACUUAUGAAGAGAUAUACAUUUCCAUAAUAUUUCCCAUCAAUGGUCAGAGUUUAUGGGAGAAAACUCUAUACCCUGAUGUCUUACCCCCCUCGAAGAGAAUUUUACCAGGCAGACCGAAGAAAAAAAGAAGAUUAGAGCAAUGGGAGAUCAGAAGAGAUGACACAAGACUGAGAAAAGGUGGUUUAGGUAAAACUUGUCGUCUUUGUAAGCAAAUUGAGCAUAAUAGAAGGGCUUGUUCGAAAGCAAUUGAAAUUCAUAUGGCUCAAUUAAGGGAAGCCCAGCUGCAUCGUCCAACUGAAGGAUCCCAAGAAACAACACCCACUGAUGCAUCUGAACAGCAAACUCAACCAUCUUAG